Pygocentrus nattereri (red-bellied piranha) is the source of this 1066-nucleotide messenger RNA. RefSeq names its product caveolin 3 (gene cav3). Gene Ontology annotation, molecular function: transmembrane transporter binding; connexin binding; molecular adaptor activity. Gene Ontology annotation, cellular component: caveola. The coding region runs from base 186 to 638 and encodes 150 amino acids. The transcript is spliced from 2 exons. Gene Ontology annotation, biological process: regulation of membrane potential; caveola assembly. The record is from RefSeq and is a predicted model, not a curated record. NCBI's taxonomy places the organism in Eukaryota, Metazoa, Chordata, Actinopteri, Characiformes, Serrasalmidae.
UGUCCUCUAACAUUCCAGACGUGUCGUCAGAUCAGUGCCGGGAGCUUCAGGAGCAACUGCAGAAGCGUUUGCACGCACUUCACGUUUAACAUCUCACUUGCUGGGCGUAACACUGCGUUCGGACCCUUUCUCACCUCUCUACUCUGGUCCCAUACUGACCAGCAGCUGGGCCUAAAGCUCCAACUAUGGCAGAUCAGUACAACAUCAACGAGGAGAAGAUCCUGAAGGACAGACACGCCAAAGAGAUCGACCUGAUCAACAGGGACCCCAAGCAAAUCAAUGAAGAUGUUGUGAAGGUAGAUUUUGAGGACGUGAUUGCUGAGCCUGACGGCACACACAGUCUGGAUGGAGUGUGGAAAGCCAGUUACACUACCUUCACCGUUUCCAAGUACUGGUGCUACCGCGUGCUGUCGGCAGUCUUUGGCAUCCCAGUGGCUUUGCUGUGGGGCUUCUGCUUUGCCUGCAUCUCCUUCUGCCACAUCUGGGCCGUCAUGCCAUGCAUCAAGAGCUACCUGAUUGAGACCCAGUGCCUGAGUCGAAUCUAUUCACUCUGCAUCCACACGUUCUGCGAUCCGUUGUUUGAGGCGCUGGGAAAGAUCUUCAGCAGUGUACGGGUGGCGCUUCGCAAAGAGGUGUAGAGAUCACGGAAGGAAACACUGUUUACAAAAAUUUUGCAGGGGAAAUUGGGGUUUUGUUUUGCCUUUGUUUUAUCUUUGUCAAAAGAGGUCAGAUUUUGAUAUAUUUAUGGUGGAUUUGAGUGCUGACACAGGAGAAUACGUCUUAUUCCUUUGUGUGACGAGGCCUUCUCCCUGUAAGCUCAAUAAGUAUUUUUAUUGGGUGCUAGCCUAACAGUAUUUAUAUAAUGUUGCAAAAAAGAGAUGUAAGAAGAUGAAAUUGUGGAAUGACAAAAUGGAAGAGAAAAUUACUUAUAGAAUAACACAUUUCCUAUAGUCCUGUAUUUUAGAGAAAUUAGUUAAGUCUAAGUUGUCCUGAUUUUUUUUUUCUCUCACCAUAAGUAACAUGUCUACUGUAUUCUGUGCACAAAAUAAAUUCAUUUUAAAUGGUU